AUGAUGAUGAUGAUGAUGAUGGACGGUGCAGAUCAUCAAGAUCAUGAAGAAGCUGUGAUGGGUUAUAAGGAUCAGAGCCAGAUGAUGAUCAUCAAAGGCAAACGCACCAAACGGCAGAGGCUGGCUUCUCCUGUUGCUCAUGCCUCAACAGCAACAGCUUCAAGCUCAUCUAGUGCAGGUCAUGAUCAUCAACAUCAAGUCCUUGUUGGUCCCACAGAAACCUCACCAGCCACCUCAGCUGAUCAAUUCACAGAGAUCAGUACAGAAGAAGAGGAGGACAUGGCAAACUGUUUGAUUCUUUUGGCUCAAGGAAAUUCAACCCCCAAAACCCAACACCCCAUAUUGGUUCACAACAAUAAGGCUUCAGCUUCAGCUGGGUUAUAUGUUUACCAGUGCAAGACAUGUGACCGGUGCUUCUCUUCGUUCCAAGCUCUUGGUGGACACAGAGCCAGUCACAAGAAACCCAACAAGGCUAACAUGAACAUCACACAGGACAACAAGAAAGCCUUGUCGUUCGUGGAAGAAGCGGAGGAGUAUGAUCGGUUUAACAACACGAGCACCACCCUUUCGUUACAAAUAUCUAAUCGGGAUUACAGGGCAUCGAGCAGUGCUGCUACUCCCGUUAUUAAUAGCAAAGCCAAUAAGGUUCAUGAGUGUUCAGUUUGUGGUGCUGAGUUCACAUCUGGUCAAGCUCUAGGGGGUCAUAUGAGGAGGCACAGAACAUUUAUGAACACAACAACAACAACAGCAACAACAGCGGCUAUGAGUUCUCCGCAGCCACAAUCAGGAUCAAAGAGACCAAGAAGUAUUUUGCAGUUGGAUCUUAAUCUUCCUGCACCAGAAGAAGAACGCCUCGAAACCAAGUUUCCCUUUGGCCCCAAGAAGGAACAAGUCAUUGUCUUCUCCACCUCUCCUUUGGUGGGUUGCCAUUACUAA
Molecule: messenger RNA, 936 nt
Organism: Prunus armeniaca (apricot)
Lineage: Eukaryota; Viridiplantae; Streptophyta; Magnoliopsida; Rosales; Rosaceae
Source: the annotation of a GenBank genome assembly